GCCAAAAUGGGGUUUAGCCCAGCCCUACUCACAUACUGGUCCAACAACACUGGGGGCCUUAACCAGCCGGAGAAGCGCACUCACCUACUCCGCCGUCUCUGGGCGGAGAGAGUGUCCGUAGCGUUCCUGCAGGAGACGCACUUUCGGGGCCCAGACGCACCUAAACUAGAAAAUAAACGUUUUAGUUUGGCUUACUACGCCAACCACCCGGAUGCCAAGAGAGCAGGUGUAGCGAUACUGUUUGCACACACUGUACCCUUCAAACAUACUGCGACCCACACGGACCCUGGAGGGAGAUAUCUCUUUGUCAAAGGCACGAUUGCCGACCACACAUACACAUUCGCUAGCAUAUACUGCCCCAAACGCGGCCAACACACCUUUCUCUCCCGCACCCUAACCAAGCUGAACAAAUUUAGAGAGGGCCUCCUGAUGGUAGCGGGGGACUUGAAUAUGCCACUAGACCCACACCUGGAUACAUCCCAUGGAACUAGCACAAUAUCACCACACUGCUUACGGUCCGCCACCAAGGCACUGAACGGACUGGGCCUUGUAGACUGUUGGAGAACCGCACACCCAGACGACAGGGACUUUACGCACUUUUCCCACGUCCACCACCGCUACAGCCGCAUUGAUUACAUAUUUAUGCCCCAAGAAUACCUUUCCCUACUACACGACGCACAUAUUGGACUCACGACCCACUCCGACCACGCUCCGGUUAAAGUUCGCACAAGCUCACCCCUCUAUAAACCUAGGGACAGACAGUGGAAGCUCAAC
Pelobates cultripes (western spadefoot toad) is the source of this 774-nucleotide messenger RNA. The record is from the annotation of a GenBank genome assembly. Lineage: Eukaryota; Metazoa; Chordata; Amphibia; Anura; Pelobatidae.